AUGUCCAUGAAAGCUAUCGUCAAGUCCGUCCUCUCUGGGGACACCCUCGUUCUGCGUGGCCGUCCCGGUCCACAGGGCCAGGCUCCCAAGGAACGGAUCCUGCAUAUCGCUGAUAUCGCCGCGCCGCGGAUGGGGAAUACUACGCGUGAGGACGAGCCCUGGGCGUUCGAAUCGCGCGACUUCCUCCGCGCCGUCGCAGUCGGCAAAGAAGUCUCCUUCACCUCCAUCCACAGCCUCCCCGCCAACCCUAACGCCGCCACCGACGACGUCCAGCGCGACGUCGGCACCGCCGAGAUCGCAGGCGCGGACGUCGCCUCCGAGAUGCUCAAGGCCGGCUGGGCGAAGCUGAAAGAGGUAUCGAAGCGCGAGGCGACCGACGAGGACGCGCGGAAGCGCGAUGUCGAGGCUGAGGCGAGGGCGGCGGGGAAGGGGUUGUGGAAUCCGCAUGGGCCGCAGGCUGUUGAGGUGCAUUAUACGAUGCCUGAGGAUUCGCAGGCGUUUGUGACGGAGUGGAAGGGCAAAUCGAUAGAUGGCCUCGUCGAGCAGGUUCGCGACGGAUCGACGCUCCGCAUCCGCCUUUUCUUGCCCGACCGCGUGCAUCAGCUAGUCAACAUUGCUCUCGCCGGCGUGCGGUGUGCUAAAGUGGCGUCAAAACAGGGCGAGGUGUCGGAGCCGUGGGGCGAGGAGGCCAAGUUUUUCACAGAAUCAAGACUCCUCCAGCGCGGCGUCAAAGUCACGAUCCUCUCGCUCCCGACGGCGGCGGCGACGCCGUUCCAGUCGAGCGCGUCGAGCCAGCAGAGCGCGCCCGCGCCCGCGUCGAUCUUCAUCGGCGCGGUCCUGCACCCCGCGGGCAACGUCGCGGAGUUCCUCGUCGGCGCUGGGCUCGCGCGCGUUGUGGACUGGCACGCUGGGAUGCUUGCGGCGGGCGGCGGGAUGGAGCGGUUGCGCGCGGCGGAGCGUGCGGCGAAGGAGCGUAGGCUGGGGUUGUACGCGCAGGCGCCUGGUGCUGCUGCGUCGGGUGCGUCGGGUGCGUCGGGUGCGUCGGGCGCGGGGGCCUCUGGGAAGUCGAACGGGGCGGCGGCGGGAAGCGGAGGUGGGAGCGGGCUGCCGCGCGUGUUUGACGGGACGGUUGUGCGCGUGUGGAGCGCGGAUCAGGUUACGGUUGCGGAUAAAGAGACGGGUAAGGAGCGGAGGGUGCAGUUGAGUUCGACGAGGGGGCCCAAGGUGUCGGACCCGAAGCAGGCGUUUUAUGCGCAGGAGGCGCGCGAGUUCCUGCGCAAGCGGUUGAUCGGAAAGCAUGUCAAGGUCACAGUCGACUUUGUGCGCCCGCCCGAGGGCGGAUUCGAGGAAAGGGAGUGUGCGACGGUGCGCUAUGGUGGGCAGAACACGAACGUUGCUGAGCAGCUUAUCGAAAAAGGGUUGGCUGGCGUUGUGCGGCAUCGGCGGGACGACGAGGACAGGUCGCCCGACUAUGAUAAGCUGAUGGCUGCUGAGCAGAUUGCCUCGACGGAAGGUCGUGGGAUGUACUCGACCAAGGAACAGCCCGCGCCGAAGCAGCCGCUGAACAUCUCCGAGUCGUCAAGUCGUGCCACCCCGUUCAUCAACGGCUUCAAGAGACAAGGCAAAAUCCCAGCCAUCGUCGACUACGUCGCUGCUGGCUCACGAUUCAAACUGCUCCUGCCGCGCGACAACCAGGUGCUGACGCUCGUGCUCGGCGGGAUCCGUGCGCCGCGUACGGCGCGCAACGCGACGGAGAAGAGCGAGCCGUGCGGCGCGGAGGCGGCCGAGUUCGCGAGCCGGCGGUAUAUGCAGCGCGACGUCGAGUUCGAGGUGGACACGGUGGACAAGUCGGGCGGGUUCAUUGGCGCGCUGUAUCUCCGGGGCGAGAACGCGGCGGUUGCGCUGGUGCGGGAGGGGCUGGCGAGUGUGCAUGCGUUUUCGGCGGAGGCAUUGAGCUGGGCGGGGCAGUUGUAUGAGGCGGAGGCAGAAGCGAAGAAGGCAAAACGGAACUUGUGGCAAGAUUACGACGAGUCUGCCGAGCAGGUAAUUGAGGAAGUGCCGGAUGACAACGCCCCGUUGAAGACAGAGUACAUGGACGUCAUCAUCAGUGACGUUCGUCCGAAGAACGGGCUUACGUUCUCCGUACAGAUACUGAACACCGAGGGUAUCGCAUCGCUAGAGCAGCUCAUGCGCGACUUCUCACUGCACCACAAGUCGGCGGUCGUGCCCGCCGGCUUCAUGCCCAAAGGCGGUGACCUCGUGUCCGCAAAAUUCUCGGAUGGCUCAUGGUAUCGUGCGAAGAUCCGCCGUGCCUCGCCCGUCAAGAAGGAGGCGGAGGUGACGUUCAUCGACUACGGCAACCAGGACACUGUCGCGUUCAAGGAUAUCCGGCCGCUGGACCCCAAGUUUCGCUCGUUGCCUGGCCAGGCGCACGAUGCGCGGCUCAGCUUCAUCAAGCUGCCCGACGACAACAGCGAGUACCAGCCCGAGGCGAUCGACCGCUUCCGGGCGCUGUGCGAGGGCCGCAAGCUGGUCGCAAACGUGGACCACCGCGAAGGCGCGCUGCUGCACCUGCGGCUGAUCGACCCGAGCGAUCCCGCGGCGCAGGAGGACCCGCUGGCGUGCGUCAACGCGGAUUUGCUCCGCGAGGGUCUCGCGGCGAUCGACCGCAAGGGGUGCAGGUAUCUCGCGGCGUAUGCGCAGGUCGCGCGGAAGCUGAGGCAGGCAGUUGAGGGCGCGAAGCGGGAUAGGCUUGGGAUGUUUGAGUUUGGGGAUGUGGAGGAGGAUUAUGAGUAG
Molecule: messenger RNA, 2796 nt
Organism: Coniophora puteana RWD-64-598 SS2
Lineage: Eukaryota; Fungi; Basidiomycota; Agaricomycetes; Boletales; Coniophoraceae
Exons: 17
Coding region: 1-2796 (931 amino acids)
Biological process (GO): regulatory ncRNA-mediated gene silencing; mRNA catabolic process
Cellular component (GO): nucleus; RISC complex; cytosol
Molecular function (GO): RNA binding; nuclease activity
Source: RefSeq, a predicted model, not a curated record